CUAUGGCAUUUCGUAGUCCAUGACUGAUUAUAUACCUAUUACAAGAUGGCUGCAACUGUCUAAAAAAGAGUGAUUAUUUUGUAAAGGUUAAAGUUGUCAUAUUUUCUCGACAAAACCCAAUUGUACUUUUCUGUUCUUAUGGAUUUGGAAAACAGACGGAAAAGCAGCGAUAAGAGUUUCGACACAGACGAUGAUUCUGAUUAUGCUAUGAUAAAACGGAUUAAAAUGGAGCCAGAAGCUAUGUUAUCGCAAGAGAACGAUAUAAUGGCCCAGUUACAACAAGAAAGCUCUGAUUUAGAGGUAGAGCCAAGUUUUGCAUUGGAAGGAUCUGCAAAUGGUGAGGAUUGCAAUGAAGGUAUCUUAAUGCAACAUAUGGAUAUCAGAGAGCCUCUCUCUACCUUGAGAAAUCUCUUGGAACAAAGACUCGGGGUAGAGUUGACAGAUUAUUCAUUUUGGUUGCAAGAUGCACAAAUGUUAGAAAGUCACAAAAACUUAGUUGAUCAGUGCGUGCAAGGAGAAGGAUUGGUUCAAGUAAAUGUUCAGAUAAAAGCAACGCACAGGAGAAUAAAUAUAGUGGAUGUUUUAAAACCUGCAGAGGAUUAUAUAGAAUUAGCAGAAAAUAAUACAUCCACACCAGUUAAUGAAGAUAGCAAACGAAAUGUCAUAAGAUGGAUGGUUGAUCCUCAAUAUAAGAAAGAACAGGAACGGUUAAAAAUUCCAGCCGAUCCAAAAGAAUGGACACAAACACAUGUCAAACAUUGGCUUCAAUGGGCAGUUAGGCAGUUCAAUUUGGCCUCGGUGAGAUUAGCAGAUUGGAACAUUACGGGUCAACAAUUGUGUAAUCUCACGCUGGAAGAAUUCCAAGCUAAAGUGCCUCUAGAUCCCGGAGAAGUGUUUUGGACCCAUUUAGAGUUACUUCGAAAGUGUAAAUUUGUCGCUGUUGUUCAAAAGGAUCCACCAGCAUCACCUACGGAAAAUAACGUGGAUAGAACUAUAAAAGUUCGCAACCAAAAAGCGACGAAGACACGACCAGUAGUGAAUCAACAAGCACGAGUAGUUAGCGUUCCUUUAGAGAACAUCGACUCCACGCCGAUCAGUAUAGCAACCUCAAGUCGUUCGGUUAACAGCGGUCAAAUACAGUUGUGGCAAUUCCUGUUGGAAUUGCUGACAGACCGCGAACACAGAGGCGCCAUUCAAUGGAUUGGGACAGAAGGGGAGUUUAAAUUGAAUCAACCAGAAGCGGUGGCACAACUUUGGGGAGCCCGUAAAAACAAACCUUCGAUGAAUUAUGAGAAACUCAGCCGUGCAUUGCGUUAUUAUUAUGAUGGAGAUAUGAUAUCCAAGGUGCAUGGGAAACGCUUCGUAUACAAAUUCGUAUGCGACCUGAAGCAAGUUUUGGGUUAUUCGGCAGCAGAACUGAGCAGAUUGGUGGAAGAGGGCACAAAAUAUUUCUGAUGACAUGCUAUUUUUUUAUCACCACAGUGAAUUUUAUCAUUGUACUUUCAACGUGAUUUGUAUCAAUCAUUGUACAUAUUUAAUGGAAGAUAAAAGAAAAUGGGGAACAGAUUAUUAUUCAGACAAUCGAAUUAUACAUCGAAAUACAGAGAGAUCAUUGGAUAAA
Frieseomelitta varia is the source of this 1621-nucleotide messenger RNA. RefSeq names its product DNA-binding protein Ets97D (gene Ets97D). Bases 139 to 1455 code for a protein of 438 amino acids. Gene Ontology annotation, cellular component: nucleus. The record is from RefSeq and is a predicted model, not a curated record. Gene Ontology annotation, molecular function: sequence-specific DNA binding; DNA-binding transcription factor activity, RNA polymerase II-specific. Gene Ontology annotation, biological process: regulation of transcription by RNA polymerase II; cell differentiation. Lineage: Eukaryota; Metazoa; Arthropoda; Insecta; Hymenoptera; Apidae. The transcript is spliced from 6 exons.